This is a messenger RNA of Acanthoscelides obtectus, 867 nucleotides long. The record is from the annotation of a GenBank genome assembly. Lineage: Eukaryota; Metazoa; Arthropoda; Insecta; Coleoptera; Chrysomelidae.
AUUGGAUAACCCUUUAUAUCUAUUUUACAGACAGAAAGACCAUCGGAAAUAAGUGACAUGCUUUUUCGUGAUUCCGUUUUCAGGUCCCUGUCGGUGGAAAGAUGUUUUUCCUGCGGCAAACGGGGAAAGGCAGUCUCCGAUCAACAUUGUGGAUAGAUGUGCCAUUUCUGUACCAGCUGAAACAGUGUGUCCUUUGAAUUUUUCGCCAGAGUUUCACUGUAUGCCUUCUGAAAUGAAACUGCAUAAUGAUGGAAACAGUCUUGUUCUUUGUGCCCAAUGGGCUUGUCAGAAACGCCCCCACCUGAGCGGGGGCCCCUUGGAGGGCAAUUACCGGUUCGUCAACCUGCGUUUCCGAUGGGGUCCCAACGACUACGAGGGGUCCGAACACAUGCUAAACUGCACCAGGUACGCCAUGGAGGUGCAGGCGGCCUUCGUGAAGACCUCUAUGAAGAGAGAUGACGUCUUGGAAGCGGCUCGGUGUGGCUGGUUAGUCAUGCUCAGUUAUGUCUUCAUGGUGACCCCGAUAGAGAACCCGUAUUUAGAGCCCAUAAUCAAAGCCGUGCACUGCCUGAAAUGUCCAUUUAGCUACGUCAGCGUACAACCCGUCAUUCUAUCUCUGCUCAUGCCAGAAUUCUAUCGCGAUUACUACUCGUACAUCGGCUCGCUGUCCUAUCCUCCCUGCACGGAAGGUGUCCGGUGGAUUGUUAAGCCGGAGCCGUUGAUGAUAUCUUCCGGGCAGCUGGACAAGUUCCGCAAGUUGCAUGGAGUUUCCGGGGUUAUGGACAACAACACCAGGCCUGUACAGAUGGUGAAUAACAGAGAUGUCACGUAUUACGAUUGACAAAGUUAUUCAAUAAAUAGAUACGU